This is a messenger RNA of Peronospora matthiolae, 1485 nucleotides long. NCBI's taxonomy places the organism in Eukaryota, Oomycota, Peronosporomycetes, Peronosporales, Peronosporaceae. The record is from the annotation of a GenBank genome assembly.
AUGACGAGCACUUGUCCAUGGAGCUCUCAAUCCUCUGAUCUCGGGAGGCCGCAGCUGAGCAUGCAGGCGCUAAUGGACGAGGCAUUGGCGCAAAGUCUGUACGAACAGGAGAUGGACGCGCUGCAUCGGAAACUCAACCCCGAGAGUCAGAGCGAUGUCUUUACGAACAUCCAGCGCAGCAAAGAGCGACGCGAGCAGGACCGGACCAAGGACCUUUUGAGCGCUGACAGCGUCGAUGAAGGGGUGCUCGAAGCUGCUGGUGAGAGCUCUGGCGCUCCUGUGAACGUACUGGUGCGCACCCCAGCUGCUGUGACAGGUGCAGCAGCUCUUGCCCGUGCCCAAGUGGCAGGUUCGUUGUCUAUGGAGGACGCAGAUCUGGGCGCUGGACGGGGUAAGGGGUUCACAUCACUGCGGGAGAGCACGCGACGUCAACAGAAGAGCGAGAAGAAGGGCUUUGGAGCUGGUCGAGUGGAGGCAGAGGCGCACGCGACGACGGACGGCGUCAUGGACGAGCGCACGACGUUGAUCCUGCAGAAGAUGAUCAAUCGAGGCGAGCUGGACGAGGUACACGGCUGUGUACAGAGUGGCAAGGAGGCCCAUGUGUACUUUGCUAUGGGUACGGACGAAGCAACGGGGCAGCCGGUGCAGUUGGCGGUCAAGAUCUUUCGCACGACGCUGAACGAGUUUAGCAAUCGACACGAGUAUGUGACGGGCGAUCGUCGCUUUGAUUUGAACUUUCAGAGGAAAGACCAACGUCGGCAGAUUAAGGCGUGGACGGAAAAGGAGUACCGUAACUUGCGUCGUAUUGCCAGGUGUCACAUUCGUGCCCCAGUGCCAGUCGUGUGCAAGGAGCACGUGCUGGUGAUGUGGUUUGUAGGCGCUGACGGAUGGCCGGAGCCGACGUUGAAAGACGUGGUGAACGAUCUGUCGCUGAAGCUGCAGGCUCGCGCUUAUGCUGAUGUUCUCCAGGCUACGCGAGGGCUGUAUCAACGUGCUCGCUUGGUUCACGGCGACUUGAGCGAGUACAACAUUCUCUUUUCAGUCCAGGAGAAGCGGAUUUGGCUCAUUGACUUUGGUCAGACUGUGGACCGCACACACCCGGACACGGAGAAGUUUUUGAAGCGGGAUUUGCACACGAUCAACCGCUUUUUUCAGCGUGGCGAUCUGCUUGAGGCUACAAUUGACGAAGUUGGACUCCUAUCUGAUGAGAAGGCGUAUGAGUACGUGGUGAGCAAGAAUGCGAAAGAUGUGCUGCUCGACUUUCCUGCUUUGGCGGCGCUGUUGGAUGAGCUGGCUGAUGUGCCUGAGAUCAUUGAGGAGGAGGAGGAGGAGGAGGAAGUCGAACAGGCAGGAGGCGACGAGGAAAUCGAAGCUGGAGAAGACGCGCUGGUGGAAGGUGCCGACAUGUCAACCAAUGUUGGGCGUGGGGCCGUUCAAGCCGAGACGGCGCAAGCAUCGUCGGAUAGGGAGUGCGACGCGCCGUGA